This is a messenger RNA of Cynara cardunculus var. scolymus (artichoke), 550 nucleotides long. RefSeq names its product succinate dehydrogenase subunit 7A, mitochondrial-like. The coding region runs from base 48 to 338 and encodes 96 amino acids. Lineage: Eukaryota; Viridiplantae; Streptophyta; Magnoliopsida; Asterales; Asteraceae. The transcript has 4 exons. The record is from RefSeq and is a predicted model, not a curated record.
CUCUGCAACUUUCCUUGCCCUAGAAGGCUAGAAAUCAGCUAACAGGAAUGGCUUCCUUGCUCAAACGUAGCGCCUUUUCUAUCCUUCGUGCUCAUCAUCCUCAGGCGGUGGAGGGUUUAGUGUUGCAAUCUAGACGUCAACUUCAUGUCGAACCUGGGGCUCGCGAGAAAGCUCUUUUGGCAAAGGACCCAGCACUAGAGCGCUUCAAAUCAUAUAGGAAAAGUGCCUCACGCAUCAGAAGUAUAGGAGAUUACCUCACUAUUGCCGUCGUAGCUGGAUGUUGCUAUGAGAUCUAUGUGAGAGCUGUUACGCGGGAAGAAGCUCGUAAAUCCAAGUAAAGUGGUUGAUGCUGAUUAUUUAUGAAAAAAGAGUGUUAAUAAUUGAUCACUAGGCACUGGGUUGGCUUUUCAUUUCAAAAAAAAUAAUCUCUGUGUUUAUGCAUAAAAAUGUCAUGGAUUUAGAAAACUUAUCCAUUACUCUGUUUACUGAUAUCUUGUACUUGUUACUCUUUCCUUCUUAUUAUUGAUAGAUGCGUAGUCGUUGAUCGACU